ACGAUCCACUGUGAGGUCGACACCAGAUCCAGAGGGGUCUACUGCUUCAACACAGCAUUGAGCUACACCUCCACCUCCACCGCCACCACCUAUUACCCCAUCUUCUGAGCCUGCAAUUGGAUCAACCUCUGGUCAUGAAGGUCAUUCAGUUGGGGCAGCACCAAUAUCAUCGAUGGAUGGCCUAUCACUCACUACAUUUGGAAGAAAGAAAAGAAUAAAGCUCAUUAAUGGCACGUUACAUCCAUCUGAGGAAUGUGCUAAGAAGAUGAAGAAUAUCUUCAAGGAGAGGAUGGACCCAGAGGGGCACUGUUGGAAAACUAUCACGCCUGAAACAAAAGAGUUUUACUGGGAUGAAUUUCAAAAAUACUUUGAUUGGCAAGAGGUGACUCCACUAGUAAAGGAAGCUUGGAGGCGUAAGGCUGCAGAGCGCUAUAAGGCCCUAAUGUGCAAUGUCAGGAAAGGAAAAUCCAAGGUCAUCGUGCCUAAUAGUACAAUGAAAAAAUGGAAGGAGGCAUGGAGUAGCCCAGAGUUUAAAGCCAAGAGCCAUCAGUUCACUGCUAACCAUUGUAGUGAGAUAGGGGGAGUUGGGGCAGGCAUCUCUAGACACACAGGGGGUUCAGUUUCACAUGCUACUCACGCAGAUAGAAUGGAAGCCCAGCUUGGCCGAAGACCUUUUCCUUAUGAACUUUUCCAUAAGACCCACACUAGGAAAGGCACCUCCAAUAUGGUUGAUUCACAAGCGCAAUCAAUUAAGGAUGCAUUUUUGGCGCUUAAGGAGCAGUCGUCUCAACCACAAGAGGGGUGCAGUGACCCUCCUAUUAUAGAUGAGGUCGCACUAUAUUAUCAAGUUGUGGGGGGGGAGAAGAAGAACAGGGUUUAUGGCAUUGGAUCUCAAGCAUCAAUUUUUUACCCUAGCUCAUCACAUGGAUCAUCUUCUACUGCAUCCUAUUGUGCUCAGUCAGAGGCAAUGGAGGAAGAGAUUCAACAAUUGCAUCAGACUGUUGCAACGCUCAAGGAUAGUUUGGUUGCAAUGGAGGAGAGAGAUCGACAACGCGAGUUGAUGCUAGAGGAGAGAUAUAGACAACGUAAGCAGACACUGGAGGAGCGCAUGCAACAAAUGAUGCAAAACAUGAUGGCACAAAUGAUGCACGGUACGCAGUUUACAGCCCCAACUCCACAUGCGACUCAUCAAGAUGAUGGUAGAGAGGCUGAUAGUGGUGAUGAGUGA
Messenger RNA from Hevea brasiliensis (rubber tree), 1228 nucleotides. RefSeq lists its product as uncharacterized. NCBI's taxonomy places the organism in Eukaryota, Viridiplantae, Streptophyta, Magnoliopsida, Malpighiales, Euphorbiaceae. The coding region runs from base 173 to 1228 and encodes 351 amino acids. The record is from RefSeq and is a predicted model, not a curated record. The transcript is spliced from 5 exons.